Messenger RNA from Amborella trichopoda, 3015 nucleotides. RefSeq names its product hyperosmolality-gated Ca2+ permeable channel 1.2. Gene Ontology annotation, molecular function: calcium-activated cation channel activity. Gene Ontology annotation, cellular component: plasma membrane. The record is from RefSeq and is a predicted model, not a curated record. NCBI's taxonomy places the organism in Eukaryota, Viridiplantae, Streptophyta, Magnoliopsida, Amborellales, Amborellaceae.
UCUCUCUCUCUCUCUCUCUCGCUCUCUCUUUUUGAUUCUCUCCUCCAAUACGUCCAAGGAAUUGUGUUUUUUUGUUUUUUUUACGCGAUAACAAUUGCUGAUCUCUCCUUGCUUUUCUGGAUGCCACGAAAUUUGCAGCACACCUAUCUGGUUUCUCUCUCUAAAUAGUGUUCAGAAACUUUAUUCCUUUCCUUGAGCUGUUGGUUCGAGAUACCAAGCUUUCCUCUCUCUGUAAAAGUACCAGCUGUUUUCAGAUACCAAGCUUCAUUUCUCUCUCUCUGUCCAACAACAGCAGGUGUGUGCUUCUCCCCCUUUCACUUGUGUAUUUCUCCUUCAUCUCCAUGAUUGAUUCAAGAUGAAAAAUGGAGGAUAUAAAGCUUGCAGUCUUCAGUCCGUAGAUCGAUUGCUGGUUUUGUAAGGGAAUUCCUUCUCCCCCAGUACUUACAUUAUAAGGAAUAGAUGGCUACACUUCGGGAUAUUGGUGUUUCAGCAGCUGUUAACAUACUCAUGGCAUUUGCAUUCCUUUUGGCAUUUGCAAUAUUGCGACUUCAACCAAUAAAUGAUAGGGUUUAUUUUCCAAAAUGGUAUCUGAAAGGUCUGAGGAGUAGUCCUACCCAUUCUGGAGUAUUUGUGAGCAAAUUCGUCAAUUUGGACUACAGAUCAUACAUAAGGUUUUUAAAUUGGAUGCCUGAAGGACUUAGAAUGCCUGAACCUGAACUUAUUGACCAUGCUGGACUUGACUCUGCUGUUUAUCUUCGAAUUUAUCUUCUUGGCCUUAAAAUAUUCGUUCCUAUAAUGAUCCUCGGUUUUGCAAUCAUAGUUCCAGUAAAUUGGACAGAUGGAACUUUGGAGCAUUCAAAUGUUACUUUUAGUGACAUUGACAAGCUUUCUAUCUCGAAUGUUGGGGAUGGGUCAAAAAGGUUUUGGACCCAUGUGGUUAUGGCUUAUGUGUUCUCAUUGUGGACGUGUUAUGUGUUACUUAAGGAGUACGGAAAUAUCGUGUCAAUGAGAUUACAUUUUCUUGCGACUGAACGUCGUCGUCCAGACCAAUUUACGGUACUUGUGAGAAAUGUGCCACCGGAUUCUGAUGAAUCAGUUAGUGAGCAUGUUGAUCACUUCUUUCGUGUGAACCAUUCUGAUCACUAUCUCACCCAUCAGGUAGUUUACGAUGCAAACAGACUUGCAAAUCUGGUCAAACAAAAGAAAAGGCUACAGAACUGGCUCGACUACAAUCAGAAUAAAUACCUUCGGAAUCCAUCUGAAAGACCAACUAGAAAGACUGGAUUUUUGGGUCUUUGGGGGGAAAAGGUUGAUAGCAUAGACUUUUACACUGCUGAGAUCGAGAAGCUAUCCAAGGAAGAAGCAGCAGAGCGUGAGAGGGUUAUGAGCAGUCCUAAGUGUAUUAUGCCAGCGGCAUUUGUUUCAUUCAGGACUCGCUGGGGGGCUGCCGUUUGUGCACAAACACAACAAUCCAGAAAUCCCACAAUAUGGUUAACCAACUGGGCUCCGGAGCCUCGUGAUGUUUAUUGGCAUAAUCUUGCAAUCCCAUUUGUUUCACUGACAAUUAGAAGGCUGAUUGUUGCUGUGGCAUUCUUUUUUCUGACAUUCUUCUUUAUGAUACCUAUUACCUUUGUUCAAUCCCUUGCAAAUAUUGAGGACAUUGAAAAGGUUGCUCCUUUCUUGAAGAAGAUUAUAGAAAAAAAGUUUAUCAAGUCAUUAAUUCAAGGAGUUCUGCCUGGACUGGCCCUGAAGAUUUUUCUUAUCCUUUUGCCUACUAUCUUGAUGUUGAUGUCUAAAUUUGAAGGCUAUAUCGCUGUGUCAAUCUUGGAAAGAAGAGCAGCUGCUAAAUACUAUCUUUUCCAACUUGUUAAUGUCUUCCUUGGAAGCAUAAUUGCUGGGACUGCAUUUCAACAGCUUCAUACUUUCAUUCAUCAACCUGCAAAUCAAAUCCCCAUAACUAUUGGUGUCUCAAUUCCUAUGAAGGCAACCUUUUUCAUAACCUAUGUUAUGCUUGAUGGUUGGGCUGGAAUUGCUGCAGAGAUUCUAAGGUUGAAACCUUUAGUUAUAUAUCAUUUGAAGAACUUUUUUCUUGUUAAGACAGAAAAAGAUAGGGAGGAGGCUAUGGAUCCUGGAAGUCUUGGUUUUAACUCAUCAGAACCCCAAAUACAGCUUUAUUUUUUGCUCGGCCUUGUUUAUGCAGUGGUUACUCCCGUUCUACUUCCCUUCAUAGUUGUGUUUUUCGGCUUUGCUUAUGUGGUUUUCCGUCAUCAGGUUAUAAAUGUCUAUAAUCAAGAAUAUGAAAGUGGAGCAGCAUUCUGGCCUGAUGUCCACGGUCGUAUCAUUACUGCCUUAGUAAUAUCUCAGUUGCUAUUAUUGGGAUUGCUAAGUACAAAGCUUGCUGCUCAGUCAACACCCUUGCUUCUAGCACUUCCAGUUUUGACCAUUUGGUUCCAUAGAUUUUGCAAGGAUCGUUUUGAGUCGGCAUUUGUUAAGUUCCCACUAGAGGAAGCAAUGAUCAAAGAUACACUGGAACGGGCAACUGACCCAAAUCUGAAUCUGAAAGGGUAUCUCAGCAAUGCUUACAUUCAUCCAGUCUUUAAGGGUGGUGAAGAGAGUGAUUCUGUUUCAUUAGCAGAUAUCGAGCAAGAUGAGGCACUGGUACCCACGAAACGCCAGUCUCGAAUGAACACGCCUCAACCGAGCAAAUACAGCUCAUCAUCCUCCUCACAUCUGGAGCUGCAACAACUGUAAAAUACAAUGCAGCUUUAUGUAUAAUGGCAUCCCAACUGUACAAUACUUCUAUGUAAACAGUUGUACAAAUGAGAAGAAAAGACCGGUUAGCGAGAACGGAGAAUGUGACACUAGUCUUUUCUGUCAUCUUUCUCUAUAUCAAAUACUGAUGUAAAUUUAAUGUUUGUUGUUGUUGUCAUGUUUGAAUUUUGGAGAAAUUCAUCAAAGGCCGGUCUAUUCUUUUUUCAAAACUACAUUAUUCAAUGAAACUCAAAUUGCUUCGAA